AUGAAGCUGCGAGCCCCCGCCUUCGAAGCUGUCGAGAAGGCGGUGUUCAACUGGUUUUUAGAAAUCAGAGCAAGCGGCACUUCUGUGAGCGGGGCACUUCUGCAGCAGAAGGCAAGGAACUUUCGCGUGCAUCAUGGGCACGAUGAUUUUGUGGCGAGUGACGGCUGGCUGCAGCGCUUCAAGGAGCGCCACGACAUCGUCGGCAGGGCUGUCAGCGGGGAAUCGCUAUCUGUGGACCGCGAAGCUGCAGUGGCGUGGAUCAAGAAGAACAUUGGGCAGCUGCUCGAAAAAUACAGCCCCAGGGAUUUGUUCAACGCAGAUGAGACUGCCCUGUUCUAUCAGAUGUUGCCGCAAAAAACCUUGGCCCUCAAAGGUGACCGCUGCCAGGGCGGUAAACAGAGCAAGGUCCGUGUGACCGUGCUACUUUGUGCGAAUAUGGACGGGUCCGAAAAGGUGCCGGCCCUCGUGAUCGGCAAAAGUGCAUCACCACGAUGCUUCAAAGGAAAGCGGAAACUCCAAGUGAGUUAUGUGGCCAACCACAAGGCCUGGAUGACGAGAGAGAUCUUUGCACAAUGGCUGCGUGAGUGGGACGAGCGGCUGGGGCAAGCAGAACCGCAAGAUAUGCCUCGUCCUGGAUAA
Molecule: messenger RNA, 639 nt
Organism: Rhipicephalus microplus (southern cattle tick)
Lineage: Eukaryota; Metazoa; Arthropoda; Arachnida; Ixodida; Ixodidae
Product: tigger transposable element-derived protein 6-like
Source: RefSeq, a predicted model, not a curated record